Cucurbita pepo subsp. pepo (vegetable marrow) is the source of this 1460-nucleotide messenger RNA. Its product is annotated as PQ-loop repeat family protein / transmembrane family protein. Gene Ontology annotation, cellular component: membrane. The record is from RefSeq and is a predicted model, not a curated record. Lineage: Eukaryota; Viridiplantae; Streptophyta; Magnoliopsida; Cucurbitales; Cucurbitaceae.
AGAGAGAGAAUGAAGGGUGGGUAUUGUGUGAAGGAGCAGAAGGCAUGUGUGGGAUGGGUUGAAACGUAUUUCAAGGACUGUCUUUGCAAUCUGAGAGACGACAUGUCGUUCGGGUUCGGCGUUGUAAGUCUCCUCUGUUGGGGCCUCGCUGAGAUUCCUCAAAUCGUCACCAAUUUCCGCACCAAGUCCAGCCAUGGCGUCUCUAUCCUCUUCCUCCUCACUUGGGUCGCCGGCGAUGCGUUUAAUCUGCUGGGCUGCCUUCUGGAACCCGCCACUCUCCCCACUCAGCUCUACACAGCGCUGCUUUACACAGUGAAUACGAUAGUAUUGGUUCUGCAAAGCGUUUAUUAUGAUUACGUCACUAGAAGGCGCAGCGACCGCAAGACCAAAUCUCACCAAACGGCGGCGGAAGAGGAAAACACGCCGUUAAAAGGCAGUAAAGGCGUUAGCUACGCUGGAAUUCCAAUUCCCAAAGCUUCCCCGAAGGCCACUCCACGCCGGGAAUUCUACUUCACGUCAGCUCGGUCGUUGGCCGGAAGCGAUACGCCGCCGUUUCGGGCGUUUCUCCGGUUACCGAAAAGUGAACCCUCCGCCCUCGGGAACGACAGCUCAUCUUCGGACGAUGAAUCCGAAAGUGGCGCCGUGUCGUCCAACUCAACUUUUACCCAGCCGAGGCCCAUUCCUCGAUCGGUUGGUUAUGGCACGUUUUUGGCAGCUUCAGCAAAUUUGCCUUUCCAAAGCAAAGGCUUCUCAGAUGGAUUUAGAGGAAGGAAGCUUUUACAAGAACAUGCAACCCAUAGCGGGUUUGGGCAAUUCUUGGGUUGGCUUAUGGCUGCUAUUUACAUGGGUGGUAGACUCCCUCAGAUUUGGUUAAAUAUCAAAAGAGGAAGUGUGGAGGGGCUGAAUCCCCUCAUGUUCGUGUUUGCGUUGGUUGCCAAUGCCACUUAUGUAGCAAGUAUUGUCGUGAGAAGUACGGAAUGGGAUAAAAUCAAAGCUAACAUGCCGUGGCUGCUCGAUGCCGUUGUUUGCGUCGUCCUCGACUUAUUCAUAAUUGUGCAGUAUAUAUAUUACAGAAGUUUUAGAAGGAAGAAGCAAAGUGGAGGAAGAGAGUAUGAAGAAGCAACAAAGCAUGCAACCUUGUGACCAAUUUAAGUAAAAAUAAUGCCUUUUCUUCUUCAUUUCUUGCAUUCAGUGGCACAAAAUGGGUCCUUUUGGCCUCUUUACUGAGUGAUUCAAGAGGCUGCUAAUGGAAGGUUGAAUAUUCUUUGUACUGUUCUUGAAGGAUUCUAGACUUGUUUUUAGUUUAAAACUCUUGAAAGGGUGUUGUGAUGAUCCUUUAUGGGAGUUUUAUGUUUGUGUUGUUUGGAGUUGAAAUGCAAAGAAUGAAUUUGAUUUGGGUUUCCAAAAUAAAGCCCAAAAGCCCAAUGAAAUGGUCCUUAUGAGAUUAUGGAAGAUAGAAA